AUGUUCAUCCCAUUCCUUCCCCCUGAAAGACCUGUGAUUCUCAUCUUUGAUGGACAUGCCUCUCACCUGAACUUUGCCACAGUAAAGGAAGCCAUCAAACAUGAUGUGAUCAUCCUCAAACUGCCAUCCAACAGCAUGCAUGUUCUUCAGCCGCUUGAUGUAGGAGUGUAUGGGCCAGUGAAGACAGCGUGGGAGAACAUUCUUGUUUGGUUUGCCCAGCAGAAUCUGGGCAUGCCUCUCAAUAAAGAACUUUUUCCAAGUCUCCUCAAGUCCUUAUGGCAGUCAAACUGCUUCUCAGCAGGCAACAUCAAGGCAGGGUUCAAAAGGUGUGGGGUAAUGCCAUGGGAUCCCACACAGAUACCACCCUCUGUUUAUGAGCUGUCUGGUUCUUCAACAUCAAACGCAGAUGUGCUGUCUGUGCCUUCAACAUCAAGUGCAGAUGUGCCUUCCUCAUCAACAGAUGACCCACCCUCGCUUCUUUAA
Molecule: messenger RNA, 483 nt
Organism: Acanthosepion pharaonis
Lineage: Eukaryota; Metazoa; Mollusca; Cephalopoda; Sepiida; Sepiidae
Source: the annotation of a GenBank genome assembly